Mytilus trossulus (common blue mussel) is the source of this 1111-nucleotide messenger RNA. RefSeq names its product ETS domain-containing transcription factor ets-5-like. Lineage: Eukaryota; Metazoa; Mollusca; Bivalvia; Mytilida; Mytilidae. The record is from RefSeq and is a predicted model, not a curated record. Gene Ontology annotation, cellular component: nucleus. Gene Ontology annotation, molecular function: sequence-specific DNA binding; DNA-binding transcription factor activity, RNA polymerase II-specific. The coding region runs from base 28 to 894 and encodes 288 amino acids. The transcript is spliced from 4 exons. Gene Ontology annotation, biological process: regulation of transcription by RNA polymerase II; cell differentiation.
CCGAACACAACCACAGUGACAUACAACAUGAUAAGCAGUAUUGAGAGACGAGGUGAUAGCUGUAACAACCUUCAAUUAACAUACCUACCAGCGUUGUUACAAACAGAAAUCGAGGACUCAAUGGCAAAUCAUAGAAAGACACCUCCAUCUUAUGAGGAACAUAUGCUAAGAUCCCGGUCACUGUCUGGCGGAAGCAAUGGUGCAGAGCAAGAAGAUCAAUCCAGUAUACUAACAGACAUCAUGGAAUGUAUUGGUUCAGAUAAACAAAUUGUACCUUCUGGUGAUAAUCCAGAAUUGAUUGAUGGGCCAAGCGCGAAAGAAAAUUUGCAACAAUUAGCAUCUUUAUUAGCAGGCAGUGGUCAAGUUCAGUUAUGGCAGUUUUUACUCGAACUUCUAACAGACAAUAAGAACUCUUGCUGUAUUAAAUGGGAAGGCUGUACAGGAGAGUUCCGAAUGACAAAUCCAGAGGAAGUUGCACGGCGAUGGGGACGACGUAAAAACAAACCAAACAUGAAUUAUGACAAGCUAAGCCGAGCUUUAAGAUAUUAUUACGACAAAAUGUUUCUGACAAAAGUCCAAGGAAAGAGGUAUACCUACAAAUUUAAUUUUAGAUUGUUACUACGAGCAAACAGAUAUUUAUGCGACGAGGAAAACUCCAGCGAAUGUUCAAGUAAUGACUACAGAAACUUUAUUGAAUCUUCCCCUCCCCCAGUGUACAGUGCGCAGUCGUGUGUCGGAACAACCCAAGAUCAUUAUGGAUUUAGUUCACUGCAUGGAAAUCUUCAAUCAUACUCAGGCUAUAGUACAAACUAUUUACAGAGAAACUGGUGUCUACAAGAAAACCAAGGCUUCCAAUAUCUGCCGUUUUCGGCACAGAACAACUGUUUACCAUAGCAAAUGAUGUAAUCUUUUUUCUGUAUUACGAAGGCAUAAAAUUAUGCAGGCAUUAUAUUGCAUGAAAGUUUCCAAAAUGAUUGUUCAAAGAACGAUAAUUGCAUUUACUAUAAAUGCUGACUGUUUAUACGUGGUGCAAACAAUGUAAGUUGAAAACGAGACUAAAUAUGACUUCCGCUGGAUGACGUGUACAAAUGGCAGUUUUUGGCAUAUACAU